CUUUUAGAGUUGUUGUUUAAAAAAAAUUCUCCGAUCUUGCAUUAUACUGCUCCUCUUCUACGCAAAAUCUACAGGGUUUUUGUUUUUCUACGAAAUAUAAUGCUGAAUUUUGCAGGAAAAUUGCAGUUUUAAAGGUGAUAUGUCCAUAUUCUUUGUCAUUUUGUUCAUUAAAAAGGUAAAUUUGAGUGUUUGCUUCAAAAUCAUCCUUCGGUGCUAAGAAAUUUUGGGAAAGUGAACAAAAAGUUUUAAUUUUGGGAGUGAGUUUGGUGAUCAGUUAGAGAUUUUUCUCAAAUUUCAUUUAACCAAAAAAGGCAUUUCUCAUUUCUUUGUUAUAUUACUCCUUCUGAUUUACAAUAGAUACCCGUUUCUGUACAUCGGGUCGUUUCUAUUAUAUUCUGAAUCGUUUUAGUUGAUCAAGAUGGUUCUGCCAUUGAUUAUUGUAUCUCCUUUUAGAUCAUCAUUCUUUAUGUAUGCAAUUUUAUACAAAGUUCAGUGAUGCAUGAAACGAUCGGGAUUUUGGCGUAACAGAUUCAUUUGGGGAAUGCUUAGUUAGGGUUUUAUUAUGUUCCUUUCCUCUAUAUUCUUUGUUUGGGGUCCAUAAUUUUGUUUCCUGUUUAACGAAAAAUGGUGAUGGAUUUGGAUUUUGGAAUUUUUAUAAAAAAUUCCAUUUUUAUGAACUUAAUAUGCUACAUCAAAUAAGGUGACAAAGCAAUUUCAUUUUAUAUGAUUUAUGUAUAUAUUCAUGCAUUUCUUUCCGAUUUCUUCUUUUAGCUUUGUGUAGGUGGAAUAUGUAGAUCUAUGACGUAAGAUGCCUUGUAUAUUUAAACCAAAUUCUGUUAUGGCUAUAAGUUGCGCUUUUAUGUUUAAACCAAAUUCUGUUAUGGCUGACAACUUGAUCAAAUUAGUAGCUUUUCAUGAUUACCAUGUUCCGUGUUUGAAUUUAUGUGUUUUGGUAUGGAAGUUUUAGUGUAGUUACUAUAUUGUCUGGUUAGUGCAAUUAAAAAAUAUGACUGACUUCCUUCUCAUAUGCAUCAGUACACUCUCAACCAUUUGGCAACUGUUGGACUAUUUUAUUUUCACCAAUUUGCCUUGUGGGUUUGUGCUAAUUUGAGUUACCUCAAACUUGUUACGUUGAUUUAAUAGUUUUUCUACCAAUGCUGGCAGGGUUUCUUGCACUUGGGCUUUCCUUGCAUAAGUGACUAGUUGAUGCACCUUGAUGUUGGAUUUUAUACUGUGAACUGUAACUGAGUGCUGGCGUUUUGCUUUUAUGAUUUAUUCAUGGUAUGGUUACUGAAAUAUGAAGUUGCAGAAGAGGUUAGACUAUGGAUUUAGUGGCUAUGAGGUGCCUCGCAUACCCCGAGCUGCCAGAUCCUCCAGGAGGAGAUGCAUAUUUCCAAGCAAAACUGACGACCACCAGUUGGGUUCAUUUGACUUAUUGGCUACUGUAGCUGACGAGUUACUUAUGGAGGGGGGAAUUUCUCCAAACCCCGUGGAUACUUUUUCUGGUGAAGAGCAUCAGGCAGUCGUGGAAGAUUCAAUUACUGAAGAACGUGCCAAAGAUAAACCAUUUAUAGUAAAACCUUGUGAUCUUGACAUAUGCGAUCAGAGUUCUCUCCUUACGGAGCAGGUCCUAGAAGCUCCCGUUUCAAAUUUUGGUUCAAAUGAACUAACGUCUCUUCCAAAUGAUGUGUGCUUAUUGCCUGCUUCUGUAAUAACGUCGGAGUGCUUGCAAAAGGUUGGUAGUGCCGGACAAUUUGCUGAUGAUGAAUGCAAGCUUGGACUCCGGAUUAUCACUCAGAAACUAGAUGUUCAGUCUUCUGGUUGCAGAGUAUCCACUGGUUGUAGAUUAGAGGGUGAAAGUGAAAAACAGAUAAAAAUGGAGUCCAAAAUUUUUAGGAAUUUGUCAAUAAGUAGUAGGGAUGGUAUGUGCGGUCCAGGGUGUCGAGAGACUUGGGAAAGAAAAGAGUCAGCAUUAGUUAGAUCAUCUAAUAGUGUAAAAUUUCCAUCUUGCAGGGGCCACAUGUCUUGUUGUUCUUUCCCGUUUAAUUCAGAGGGUGUAAAGAUAGUUACUAGAGAUAAUGACGAAAACUCUUCUAGGCGCACUCAACCUAGAAAUGCAAAUAAGGCCAUUAGGUCUCUUGCUCGUAGUGGAGAUCGUAGAAUUAGGAAGUCACUAGUGUCCAAGUAUUGGAAAACAACUACAAAUCUGCAGGGAGAAGGUUACAACUCCAAUAAAAAGAGAUGCAGUUUUCCAAACACAAAGAACCGCUAUAAGCGCCAAAUAUCCCAGAGGGAUUACCCUUUCAAGAAAAGAAAGCUUUAUUACUGUAGCUCUGCACCUAAUACUGAUGUAAUCGUUAGCAGCGACGGAAUAUGUAGCUUGCCAGAGCAUGACUCGAAAGCAGCUGCCUGCAGCUAUGGUUCUGCAUUGCCUGGAGUGAAUGCUGCUCCCACUUCUGCAACAGGUGAAUGUUCACCCUCCCAGUCCAAUUCACAUGUGAAGCUUAAGAUCAAGUCUUUUAGGGUUCCUGAGCUAUUUAUUGAGAUUCCAGAAACGGCAACUGUUGGUUCUCUUAAGAGGACUGUUAUGAAAGCUGUGACUGCAAUACUCGGUGAUGGACUACGUGUUGGAAUGCUUCUACAGGGUAAAAAGAUUAGAGAUGAUAACAGAACUUUAUUGCAAACCGGAAUUUCUCAUGAUAACAAAUCAGAUGCUCUGGGUUUUACACUGGAGCCAAACCAUACUCAAGCUUCCCCAACGGUGUGUCCAGAAGAUCCUUUCCAACUUCCCCGGGAUAAUCCACAACCACUAGCAAGGAUCUCUCCUAUUUCCAAUGCGGUUCAAGAUGCUGUUAAGCAGGGGAAUUUGGAUGCUCUUCCAGAUCUCAUGGGAAGUAACAUCAGGAAUUUCCCUGAAAGCGAUAAUGAUUCAGCUCCUUCCACUCCUGAUAUGUCGUUAGAGAAAACCCCAACAGGUUCACGAGCACUGGUUGCUGUUCCUGAAAUGAGAGAACCUUUGGCUAUUGUUUCCACGCACAAAUCUAAGCGAUCUGAGUCACUGCAGCGUCGAAUGCGUAGGCCUUUUACUGUGUCUGAAGUGGAAGCAUUGGUUCAGGCUGUUGAGAAGCUUGGUACAGGAAGAUGGCGUGAUGUUAAGCUGAAAGCCUUUGAUAAUGUGAAACAUAGAACUUACGUGGAUUUGAAGGACAAGUGGAAAACACUGGUGCACACGGCAAGAAUAUCCCCUCAGCAAAGGAGAGGCGAGCCGGUACCUCAAGAGCUUCUAGACAGGGUCUUAACUGCCCAUGCUUACUGGUCCGAGCAGCAAACCAAGUACCAGCUCGGAAGUCAGGCCGCAACGUGAGAGUUGCCUUGUCUGAAGAUUUCAGUGUCCAAAUCUGGCUGUAUAACAGGAGAACAAUUAUUGGAAUGAUUAUGCAGGCUCUGUUAAAAGGAAGUAAAUUAGUGUUUAUGUAAUAUUUUUUAGCUCUCAUGGAGAUCUGUUUCCUUGUAAAUGGAUGGUUGUUAGAAUAAGGAAUCUCCGUUUAACAGUUCUUUUUACACCAAAAAACUGGCAUUUUGUUGUUGAUUUCUUGUUUACAAAGUUC
This is a messenger RNA of Olea europaea var. sylvestris, 3608 nucleotides long. RefSeq names its product telomere repeat-binding protein 5-like. Lineage: Eukaryota; Viridiplantae; Streptophyta; Magnoliopsida; Lamiales; Oleaceae. The record is from RefSeq and is a predicted model, not a curated record. Gene Ontology annotation, molecular function: protein binding. Bases 1298 to 3364 code for a protein of 688 amino acids. The transcript has 9 exons.